AUGCUUUUGCCUAACCUUCCUUCAAUUCUCGAUGGCACCGACUGUAUUAAGAUCGGCGAGUUGACGUCAAUAAUUAUGAAGAUGGUAGGGUUUCAAUCAAUUAUUCGGCGGAACCCCAGGCGGCAAGGCAAUCUAGAGCUGUUGUUGAGAGGGAGCAGGAGCUUGAAUUCUAUCUUUUCGCCUAUCAAAGCUGAGGUCCUUCCCCAUUGGGCUAUAAGUUACAUCACAUUCCAUUCCAGUUUAACUGUUCCAACAUGCUACCACACUAGGAAGAAAAUAGAAGCUGAUGAUGGAAAACUCAUUGUCAUUAACAUCUAUUUCAUCAACUAUAAGGCCUACAAUUUAAUUCAACUCCUGACUCCAAAUUCAAUUCAUAUUCAAAUUAAUGACAUCCAAUCUUUGUUUCAGUACCUGUUAAUUGUUAUUGUGUCAAAAUGA
Lactuca saligna is the source of this 438-nucleotide messenger RNA. NCBI's taxonomy places the organism in Eukaryota, Viridiplantae, Streptophyta, Magnoliopsida, Asterales, Asteraceae. The record is from the annotation of a GenBank genome assembly.